This is a messenger RNA of Helicoverpa zea (corn earworm), 965 nucleotides long. RefSeq lists its product as uncharacterized. The transcript has a single exon. Bases 1 to 939 code for a protein of 312 amino acids. The record is from RefSeq and is a predicted model, not a curated record. NCBI's taxonomy places the organism in Eukaryota, Metazoa, Arthropoda, Insecta, Lepidoptera, Noctuidae.
AUGCCGAGGGUUCAACGUUCCCCGCCUGCUACUCCUCAAGAAACGGAUAAUAAUCCACCUAUCUUCUCAACCCCAGACCUUUUCAGCAAACCGAAUGAGCCGGACACCGCGAAUAUUACCUCACGGACUAAACGACAACGACCCGACUAUUCGCCGGAAUGUGAAGUAAAGACUUUUGAGGAUAAAAUAAUGAAGUUGUUUACCGCUUGGAAAACUGACCAAGAGUCCUUACUUAAAAAACUAACCUCGGAGUUGACGGAAAUUAAACUCCAAAAUGUGGAGAUACAAAAAACAAAUGCUGAAACCUUAAAAACAGUUGAAUUCUUAAGUCAGGAUUAUGAUUCCAUCAAAAAAUCCCUGCAGAAAUUAGAAACCGAAAAUAAUGAACAACGCAAUUAUAUUGUGAACCUGGAAAAAAAAAUUGAAGAUUUACAGUCGAGCUCGCGAUCUGCUUGUAUCGAGAUAAGAAAUGUCCCGGAAGUUGAGAAGGAAACAGCUGGUGACUUAACAUCGAUUGUACUAAAAACCUUUGAGACCAUACAACCGUCGGAAAAUACACCUCAACUUCGUGACGUAUAUCGACUGCCAGGAAAAAAAGGCUCAAGCAGACCAAUAGUUGCUGAGUUCCUUACUGUCCCCUCAAAGAUUCAAGUACUGGAAGCCUGCCGUGCAUUCAACAAGGGCCUGCCAUCAACAGAAAAACUAAACACGGGUCACAUUGGUGUUCCCGGUCAAGUCAAACCAGUUUAUAUUGCCGACCAUUUACCUCGCUCCCAGCGGCAACUAUUCUUCGAGGCGCGAUCUUUUGCUAAAACAAACAAAUACAAAUUUUGUUGGUCCCAGAACGGAAAAAUUUUUCUUCGUAAAUCAGAAGGAAUGGACUCUGUUAUUAUUAGGUCAACUGCCUGCCUUAAGAAAUUACUUACCAUUGAAAAAUAAUCACAAAACGUCUCAUUUAUAUUAUU